This is a messenger RNA of Racocetra persica, 303 nucleotides long. The record is from the annotation of a GenBank genome assembly. Lineage: Eukaryota; Fungi; Glomeromycota; Glomeromycetes; Diversisporales; Gigasporaceae.
UGUUCCAAUCUGCAAUACUUCCUCAUGCCCUACGUAUUUUCUCGUCUGGUCUAAAUGCGCAAUCACGACAGUUGCAAUCAUUUAGCACCCAGGCAUUAGCAAUAUGCGACCUUAUAUUUCGUAGUCGUUUGCCACCGCUUCAAAGAUUAUCGAAUGAUUUGAUAUCGUCUGACGAAAAUGAUAACACAGAAGCUAAUGAUUCGAUGUCUAUAGUUGCUCCUAUCAAAACAGCAUCACCUAUAUCUCUCCUAUCGCCCAUAGUCGCUCCUAUUCAAACAACAUCACCUAUAGUCGCUCCUAGAG